UGAGCAAUUUCACUUUCGGGGGCCUGUGCCCUGCCCUAUAGACACAGGUGCUAUGGAUGAAAGCUAGUCCUGGGCGCCCACCCCGAAUCGCUGCAGUGGAGGCCCAAGGUGGCCAGUGGCCGGGGGUAAUCUGGGCAGCCCGGAAGAGGAUGGAGCCAGGUGUCCGGUGCCCCCAGAGCUUGUUGUUGCUGCUGCUGCUGCUGCUGAUGCUCUGGGUUUCAGCCCUCCAGGACGAGGAAGUAUACACCAAAGUGAGCCGGCGGGAGGGAGAGACGCUGACGGUCAGCUGCCCCUACCUGGUUCGGCCCAACCGGCGGGAAGGCAAGGUCUGGUGCAAAGUGAGGAGGAGAAAAUGUGACCCCAACUUCAGCAGGGCCUGGACCACCGGCCCCCGCUACCUGCUCCAGGAUGACCCCCUGGCCGGGCUGAUUACAGUGGCCAUGAAUGGGCUACGCCUUCAGGACUCGGGGAAGUACUGGUGCAUGCGUAAUAGCUCCCACACGCUCUACCCGAUCAAGGGCAUCCAACUGGUGGUGUCUCACGCACCCAGCAAAGAGUCCCGCCCCGAGACAACAGAGUCCUCCCACUGGAAUCUAGUCGCCUCAAUUACAGCCAGAUCCCCUACCACGGUCACAGCCACAGCCAUUGAGCCCCCAGGUGCCCGAUCUUCAACCAUUCUGUCUGGCAGCACUAUCAGAUCGGCUCCUGCUGCUCUCCCCACCACCGCCAAGAUUACCUCUCCCACCAUCAGAUCUCUGACUGUGGCCAGACAUCGCACUAUCAAGACCCUGGCCGUGACCAGGCACCCCACAACCGGAUCUCCAUCCGAGGCCACACCUUCCACCACAAGAUCCUCAGCCUUGGCCAGGUCCUCCCCGACGAGGUCUCUCACCACGGUCCGAUCCACUCCUACCGCCGUGGCCAAGUCUUUCUCCACCGGCCCUCCCUCUGUGACCUGGUCCUUUUCCAUCAGUCUUCCCACCGGGGCCAAAUCCUCUUCCACGAAGUCCCCCACCAUGGCUAGAUCCGCUUCCACCAGGUCUCCGGCUAUGGCCAGGGGUCUCUCCACUAGAUCUUCCACCAUGGCUGUAGUCCUCAUCACUGGAGCGUCAACCAAGGCGAGAGUUCUUCCGGCCACGCCUCCCUCCAAGGCCAGGUGCCCUUCCAGUCUAGGAAUGGAUGAUGUCAUUUCCAGCUUUCGGGAUGCGAGCCUCACUGUGCCGGUGGUGUUGGUGGGGUGCCUCUGGUUCCUGAUGUUGGCAGCUGUGUUUUACGGCUUCUGGAAGAAGAGUCGGAUGAGAACUUACCAUGUGUGAGUCUAGACUGCAGCCUGGAAGGACCCCGCCCGAAGACUCACUGCACAGAGCUCCGUCCAAACGAGCUGCUCCAUCGAGGUAGAGUUCCUGCCCGCUCCAUCACAGGAACAGGCAGAGCCACACGGCGGGCAGACAAGAGAGAGGCUGGGGAGGAGGAAUCCCCGGCGGGAUUCCCAACCCUUGGCUCUGCAGGGCACAGGGAGAUCUGGGGAGGACCACCUAAAGAAAGGCCUAAAGACAGAGCAACCCCGAGGAACACCGUUCCAGCUCAGCUGGUCAGCAGCCGCCACUGAGACCACCAGGGUUCAGCCCACAGCCUCAGGAGAGGGGCGAGAACCCAGACUGAUGUUCAGUGGUGUGGGAACUGGCCAGGCUCGGUUCCCGCUUGGAGAGCUCUCAGGAUCUUCCCAUACAGGUGGCGAGUGAAGCAUUCUCACUGGCACAGGCUGAGGGCCGUGAGACUCCCGACACCAAAAGUGGAAACAGACUGGUUUUCCAGUGGGAAUGCCGCCAGGACUACAACGGCAACAUAUGGUCGAAAUAUAGUAUUGCCAAGAUCACCGUAGAUAUAAACGUCAAUGUCACGAAAGCAUUAAUCCCAACACCAGCAGAGAAAUGAUGGGGUCACCAUGGAAAUAUCAUCAGUGCCUCCCAGGUUGGAUCGGAGAAGCCCGGGCUUGGGAGUCAGAGGUCAUGGGUUCGAAUGCCGACUCCGCCACUUGA
This is a messenger RNA of Ornithorhynchus anatinus (platypus), 2039 nucleotides long. It is a transcript of the gene TREML2, whose product is annotated as triggering receptor expressed on myeloid cells like 2. Gene Ontology annotation, cellular component: cell surface. Bases 57 to 1316 code for a protein of 419 amino acids. The record is from RefSeq and is a predicted model, not a curated record. NCBI's taxonomy places the organism in Eukaryota, Metazoa, Chordata, Mammalia, Monotremata, Ornithorhynchidae. The transcript is spliced from 5 exons. Gene Ontology annotation, molecular function: signaling receptor activity.